CCUAAUGUCAAAACCACCACAUUCCAAAUUACCAUUUUUUCCUCAUAACAACAACUCUUUCUCUCACAAACACAAACAUAUACAUACAUCAAUAGACAAAGACAUCAGAAAGGUUCAUGGAAUAUAACAUGAUCAACAGUUGUAUUGACAUGAGUGGUGGUGAAGAAGAUGAUAACAUCAACAUGACGACGGAUGAUCUUCGAAGAGGUCCUUGGACUGUUGAAGAGGAUUUUGCUCUCAUCAACUACAUCGCCCAUCAUGGUGAAGGACGAUGGAAUUCUCUUGCCCGUUGCGCGGGACUCAAGAGAACCGGAAAGAGCUGCAGAUUACGGUGGCUAAACUAUCUCCGUCCUGAUGUCCGUCGUGGAAAUAUUACUCUAGAAGAACAGCUCUUGAUUCUUGAACUUCAUUCGCGCUGGGGCAAUCGAUGGUCAAAAAUAGCACAACACUUACCCGGAAGAACCGAUAACGAGAUCAAGAACUACUGGAGAACAAGAGUUCAAAAACAUGCUAAACAAUUAAAAUGUGAUGUAAACAGCAAGCAGUUUAAGGACACCAUGCGUUAUCUUUGGAUGCCGCGGUUAGCGGAGCGGAUUAAGGCGGCUUCCACCACCACAACCGCCACCGUCACCGGAGAUUCCUCCACCAUAACAACCACCACCACCACCUCCUACCCACUCAACCAAAGCAACAUGGAUAAUAUUCAUAUUAACAAUAACACAAGCCAGUCACUAAUGACCAACACUUAUGAUGGUUAUGGUAACAACCUAGUUAACCCUAGCUAUACACAAGAUAGUUCAAGCACCACAUCGGUUUCACCUGUGUCUGACUUGACUGAUGGUUAUUAUCCGAUCUCUCAGAGCCAAAAUCAAGAUUUCUUUCAAAGUAACAACCCAAUUAGCGACGGUUUCUAUGGCCCUUUAAUCAGCCCCUCGGGUUGCUUCAACCGAGAGAUGGAGUUCGCAACAAUGGAGGAAAACAACCAGUGGUCCGGCAUCAAUGGUGGUGGUGACUUUUCCGACAGUUUGUGGAAUGUUGAGGACAUUUUAUUUCUUGACCAACAAUUCAACAAUAUGUGACGAAAUAACACAACUAUUUGAUAAAGUUUAGGCACACAUUAGUGUAGAAACUUUAAUUAUUUGCAAAGAAAAAUGAUAUAUAUUUAUUGAUUUGAAAAUAAGAGAAAAUGGCAUUUUUUUUCUUCUUAUUUUUCUUGUGAGUGG
Molecule: messenger RNA, 1223 nt
Organism: Helianthus annuus (common sunflower)
Lineage: Eukaryota; Viridiplantae; Streptophyta; Magnoliopsida; Asterales; Asteraceae
Product: transcription factor MYB108
Exons: 3
Coding region: 117-1079 (320 amino acids)
Biological process (GO): regulation of DNA-templated transcription
Cellular component (GO): nucleus
Molecular function (GO): DNA-binding transcription factor activity; sequence-specific DNA binding
Source: RefSeq, a predicted model, not a curated record